UCGGCUGCGAUCGGCACACUAGUACCCUGACAUUACGAGGAGCCACGACACGCGGAGGCGCCUGCUGCACAAACCGAACCCAAAAGGACUCGCACAGGAUUCGCAUGGAUUUUUAAUUUCUUUUCGAGUGUGUGUGUGUGUGUGCGCGUGACUGUGAUUAAAGUUUUUAGGCAAAGGACAACCAAGGACAAAGCUACACAAGAACCCCUUUGAGACUUUCGGAAUAUAUUCGUGCAAUCAGCGAUGGCUCUUAGAUGGGCUCUCCUGUUGGCGAUGCUGACGCUGGCGCGGAGUGCCAAGUUGGACAACAAAUAUCUGCCGCCGCCAGCGAGUGCGGCCAGCGCGGGUGGCAGUCCGGGCGCCGGGCUGCAGGGACCUGGCAGUGGCUUUGGCAGGGGUGGCGGUGCCGCUGGUGGCGGCGGCAACAAUGGCUUGGGUGGCAUCAACAACGGGCUGGGCGGCUUCUCGGGCGCUGGAGGCCCAAGUCGACCCAUUGGACCGGCACCCGCUCAACGGCCCAGUGCUCCAGCGGGUGGCUCCCCGCCGGCGGGUCCGCCCAUUCCGAUUUUGUCGUUUGUGAACGAAAACGACGGCGACGGCAACUACCGCUUCAGCUAUGAGACGGGCAACGGCAUCAAGGCGCAGGAGGAGGGCACCGUGAAGAACAAGGGAUCCGACAGCGAGAUCCCCUCCGUCAUGGGCUCCUACUCGUACACCAAUCCCGAGGGCGAGCUGGUCGAGAUCUCCUACACGGCCGAUGAGAACGGGUUCGUGCCCUCCGGAGCAGCCCUGCCCACGCCACCGCCCGUGCCGGAGGCCAUUGCCAAGGCGCUGGCUGCUCAGGGCAUUAAUAUACUUCCGGGUGGUGGCUUCAGUGGAGGAGCUGGUGGCGCAGGCGGAACAGGCUAUGGAGGAGGAUCUGGAGGAGGCGGUGGCCAAGGAGGUGGCGGCGGAGCAGGCUAUGGCGGUGGAGGCGGUCGCGGUGGUGCACCUGGAGGUGGUGGCCAGGGAGGAUAUGGAGGUGGGCCAGGCGGUCCUGGAGGAGGAGGUGGUGCCCCUGGAGGCGGUGGCCAGGGAGGAUUUGGUGGCGGCGCUGGAGGUGGCGGUGGACAAGGAGGCGGCGGAGGCUCGGGCUAUGGCGGUGGAGCCGGUCGUGGCGGUGCACCAGGAGCCGGUGGCCAGGGAGGAUAUGGCGGUGGCCCUGGCGGUCCUGGAGGAGGAGGUGGAGCUGGCCGCGGUGGUGCUCCUGGAGGCGGUGGUCAAGGAGGAUUUGGUGGCGCCGCUGGAGGAGGCGGAGGCCAAGGAGGCGGCGGAGGAGCAGGCUAUGGCGGUGGAGCCGGUCGUGGUGGCGCUCCAGGAGGCGGUGGCCAAGGAGGAUUUGGAGGUGGACCUGGUGGCCCUGGAGGAGGCGGAGGCCAAGGAGGCGGCGGUGGUGCAGGCUAUGGCGGUGGAGCUGGACGCGGUGGUGCACCGGGCGCCGGUGGUGCCCCAGGAGGCGGUGGCCAGGGAGGUUAUGGCGGUGGACCUGGCGCCCCAGGAGGAGCCGGUGGCAAAGGAGGCGGAGGCGGAGCAGGUUAUGGCGGUGGAGCCGGUCGUGGUGGUGCCCCAGGAGGCGGUGGCCAGGGUGGAUUUGGAGGUGGUCCUGGCGCACCAGGCGGAGGCGGUGGCCAAGGAGGCGGCGGUGGGGCAGGCUAUGGAGGUGGUGCCGGUCGUGGUGGUGCCCCCGGAGGUGGCGGUGGACAAGGAGGCGGCGGUGGUGCAGGUUAUGGCGGAGGAGCCGGUCGCGGUGGAGCGGGUGGCCAGGGUGGAUUUGGAGGGGGUCCUGGCGCACCAGGCGGAGGCGGUGGACAAGGCGGUCGCGGGGGUGCCCCAGGAGGCGGUGGUCAAGGAGGAUUUGGUGGCGCCCCUGGUGGAGGCGGUGGCCAAGGAGGCGGCGGUGGUGCAGGACGCGGUGGUGCUCCAGGUGGCAGCUAUAUCCCGCCCCCACCCGGACUCCCUGGUGGUGGACGAGGCAGCGGGGACUUCAAUCCCCAGACUGGCUACAGCUAUUGAGCCCAACGGGCUCGCUUCCCUUCCAGCCAAAACCACAUCACUCCGAUCGAUGAAACCUCAGUGCAACGCAAUCCUUGAAUACUCGUGCCAC
Molecule: messenger RNA, 2143 nt
Organism: Drosophila guanche
Lineage: Eukaryota; Metazoa; Arthropoda; Insecta; Diptera; Drosophilidae
Gene: Cpr47Ef
Product: glycine-rich cell wall structural protein
Exons: 12
Coding region: 244-2052 (602 amino acids)
Cellular component (GO): chitin-based extracellular matrix
Molecular function (GO): structural constituent of chitin-based larval cuticle
Source: RefSeq, a predicted model, not a curated record